Molecule: messenger RNA, 2239 nt
Organism: Marmota monax (woodchuck)
Lineage: Eukaryota; Metazoa; Chordata; Mammalia; Rodentia; Sciuridae
Gene: Reeld1
Product: reeler domain containing 1
Exons: 7
Coding region: 281-1876 (531 amino acids)
Molecular function (GO): oxidoreductase activity, acting on metal ions
Source: RefSeq, a predicted model, not a curated record
UUUCUAGUCUUUCACACAGGCUUGAACGAAGAUGUGGCUGGAAACUGUGUGUGAGAUCAUGGCUUUAGGGACAACUAAUAUGAUUUAGGCUGAAUUUGGACCCUGAGGGAUGCUUCCUGUAGAUGCUGAGGAUUAGUGGUAACAGCUGUUAUCCUCCUCAUUAGAGACAUGGCUGAAGGAGAAGAAAGGACUUUUGUUUAAAGAGUGUGACUUUGCAACUCUGAGGGGGGAAACUGCUCCAUCAAGCCUGAAGGAAAGCGUCUCCCUAGGGAAGGGCAGGAUGAAGGUCCCAGCUACCUUCGCAGGCUGGGCUUGUGCCUCCCUCUUCCUGACUUCCUGCUCAUCUGCCUUCUCCCAUGGGGCCAGUGCCGUGGCGUGUGAGGAUAUGCAGCCCAGACACAUCCAAGCCCAGCCCCAGCGUUCCAGCUCCCACCACCUCACCAUCCACACCAGCAGGUCCUACUCACCAGGUGACAAGAUUCCAGUGACCGUGAGGAGCAGUCUGGAUUUCAUGGGGUUCCUGCUGCAGGCUCGGAGGGUGUCUGAUCAUCAGACGGCUGGCACUUUUGUCCUCAUUCCUCCUCGUUCCCAACUGAUCACUUGCUUUGAAGAGGCGGACGCAGUCACCCACUCUGACAAGUCCCCGAAGAGAAACCUCUCCUUCGUGUGGAAGGCCCCUGCUGAGCCUGUGGGGGACAUCAGGUUCCUUUUAUCAGUAGUCCAGUCGUAUUUUGUUUACUGGGCAAGGAUUGAAUCAGCUGUUGUGUCACAACAGACACUUAGCAGUGCCCUCUCUGAUGACCACCACCGCGCUGUGCUGGGGACGCUGGUGCCAAGCCCUGGGCGAAGGCUGGAUGACUCUGAAGGGACAGCCACAGGAGCUUCAGAAGAGGACAGUUCACAUCCUGUCCCUGCUAGUAUCGGGGUGACAAAGUUGCCUGGGGACACAGAGACUCUGUCCCAAUCACCGUCACGUAUCGCUACUGCAAGCAGCGAUGGCCAGCAACCCAGGGGAGGCAGCAAUCGAAUCCUAGAACCAUCCCUGGAUUUCCAUGGGCUGGAGCGGCUUGUGGCCCUCAAGAGGUUCUCCUCAGGGGGCUUUGCUUCCAGCCUGAGCAGCCACCAUAGGACUCAGGAUGAUCCAAGCUUUCAUUCCUUGGAAACGUGCCUGCCCUUGGAUAGGGAUGAACAGGAUGAGAUGACAGCCUCUAAUAGGUCACCAGUGAGGCUUGCUCUGUACACUGGCCACCUUACCCAGCCCCGAAGUCUCUGGUCUUCUGAAGCGUCCACUGGGAGGGGGGUGGGGGAAUCCAACACAACCCCUGACUUUCACAUCUCUAGUGCUUCCCAGCAUCAAGUGGCUGGUGGCCAGGCAUCAAGGCCCUCUGCCAAAUUUGUACCUGAGUCAGAGCACAGGGAUCCCAGAAUGGGGACAGGGGAGGGAGAAGGUGGUGUGGGACACCCUAGCAAGACUGUGAGGCCUGCAGUCGGGCAGAAGGGUGCCAGUGCCCCUUUGGGGAUCCAGCUCAGCACGCAGCAGCUGGGCACCUUACUCUGUCUGUCAGCCACCCUGGGCAUGGCCCUGGCUGCUGGCCUUUGCUACCUGCAUACUCAGCAUUGCCACAAGCGAACAGAAGUGUCCUUCAGUGAGCCAGCCUUGGAUGCCAUCGCCAGGAGCGACGGUGGGGAGACUGUUCACGUCAGGAAGAUUGGGGAGAACAGGUUUGUUUUGGUUCAAGCGGAAUACAACAGGGUCUCUCCUUCAGAGGUAGCAGGAAAGCAGUCCUCUGAAAGGACUCUUGUGGUGGGGCUCCCAGUGGCCUCCUUCCACUCUGCAGAGCGGCUCAGUCAAAACAGGACUAAUGAGAAUUCCUGAUGAGGAUGGGGAUUCACGGCGCCUCCUGUCAGCACGCAGCCAGCGGAGGAGGCAGCGAGAGGCCCGGCUGAUCAACAGAGGGAGUUCUCACCCAGCUUUGUUGUCUUAACAUCUGUAAUUUAGCUCCUUUUUUUUCCUUUUUGCAAUUAGAAGUUCUGUUUGAAGAGUUAAACUCGACACAAUGAAUAUUGUAUAACCUGCUCAUUAACUAGACUCCUGUGGCCACCAAGCUUCCUCUGUUGCCUUGAGGAACCCGCUGGAAUAGACAUUCUCCCCUCCUCAGUGUCUCAGCCUCAUCUCCUCUAACUCUUUGAAAAGAAGUAAUGUUGGGUUUGUGGCUUUUGCAAUAAAAAAAGAACUGCA